Messenger RNA from Tetrahymena thermophila SB210, 3789 nucleotides. RefSeq lists its product as hypothetical. NCBI's taxonomy places the organism in Eukaryota, Ciliophora, Oligohymenophorea, Hymenostomatida, Tetrahymenidae. The transcript has 13 exons. The record is from RefSeq and is a predicted model, not a curated record.
AUGGAAAAUCCACUAGAUCAUUUAAAAUCAGCAGUUUACGAAGAAGAUGAGGAAAAAAGAUUAGAUAAAAUAGUUAUAGGAUGCAAAUUAAUAACAGAUGCUCUGCCAUUUGAAAAGAGAAUAGAAUCUAUGAUAAAUAUUCCUAAAAUAGUUGAUUAUCUUUUGCUUAAUAGCAUUUUUAGUACAAAUUCAAUCACGAUGAUUUUAAACAGCUUGCUGGACAAGUUUCGUGAUAAUUUAGAAUUCUUAGAAAAUUUUUGGAAAGGCAUAGAAUAUGUGUCGAAACUCAGCGAAUUAAACCCUUUAGAAUCGUAGAUUUCAGAUCUAGAUAAAGAUAAAUAGCAUGACAGUAGCUUUUUGCCUUUGAGAUAAAAUAAAUAUGCAAGCUGUUUAACUACAGUUUAAUCAGGCGAAUACAAUUCAUUAAUCUAAUUAAAUAUUGUUAGGAUAAAGUAUAUAGCGCUUUCAUAUAUUUAGGAUAUCUAUACUGUUUAUGCAACUAUGAAAGAUGUUGAUUUUGACUUAAAAAACGGAGUUUUUAUCACUUUCCUACAUAACUCUUAUGAUGAAAAGUUUAUACUCACAGUAAUUUAAUAAGUUGAACAAAUUAAACAAACAUUCCUUUUUUAUUUCCACUCUAUGAUAGAUUUUGAUGAUCAAAUUGAAGAAGUUAUCAGAACAAAAGGCAGCAAUCAAAAUAAAGAACCAGAUAAAUUGAAAUUAUAGAUAUAAGAAUAUUCUAACUGGGAUUCAUAAUCAACUAACUCUCCUCUUUUGCAAUAGUCAUUUCAACCUCCUAUUGCAACUAAAUCCAAAUUCUCAGAAGGUAAUGAUCUGAAAUUAAAUUUAGAAUCUUAAGACAACUUUUCUGAUGAGUCUCUCAAUCAAAACGAAGAAGAAAUCACAAUACUUGAUUAAAUAGAAGAGUGGAUGGUUUCAUCUGCUGUUCCAAUUAUAGGAAAAAACGAAUUUAUGCUUAAUUUCUUCAAACUAGAAGAAAACAUUGAGUUAAUCUUAGAUUUUAUUAUUGAUCCUUUAGUAAAUUUGCCAACUAAAAUUUGGGCAAAAACCUAUCCAAGAAUAAAAAGAGACUAACCACUCCGUGAUAUGAGAGGAUUUAAACAUGGAAUUAAUCGUAUUUUAGAACUUGAUCCUGUUACAAUUAAUGCAAUUAUGAUGAGGUCAUACAAACUCAUCCAUAUUUUAUCAGAAAGAAAGAAUCUCAGAGUUGUUUGCAAUGCAUAUCCUGAUUUCUUUGAGUUUGCAUAUCUCAAAAUUUAUGAAUUUUUUAGAAGUAAUGAACAAGCCAACUUGUACCAUGUUGGAAAAUUAAUUGAUUCAUUUAUUAAGUUCACUCCUGACUAUAGCUUCUACUUUAUUAUGCUUAAUAACUUGAUGUUCAAUAUGAUUGAUUACAUUUACAAUCCACAGAUUAACUAAGUUUUAAAUGGCAUUUGCAAUGUUUAGUGGAAUACUUACAAAUUUACUGAAGAAGUUACUCAUAUGAUAUUAGAAUACAUUUAGGUCAGUGGAUUCAUUACUGAAUUAAGUGGAUUAAUUGUUCAAAAUGAGCAUAUUGACGCUUUUAAAAGGGAUAAACAAUUUAAAAAAAGAGAAAUUAUAGCAAUGUAAAAUAAAAUUUAGUCUAAAAGAAAUGAAGAUAUAAAAUUUAGGAAAAAAAUUGAACCAAUAAUUAUGCCAGCUGAAAAUCUUAUCUCUAUACUAGAAUAUUAGACAAAUACUGAAUAUUUGGAUGAAGUUAUGGGUUUACCCUGCUAAAAAUUAGAUAGAGAGUACUUUAGUAUGAAAGAACUUAUUGGUCUCAGACCUGAUAUUGAUGGGAUUAAAAAAAUUAAAAAUAUGAAAAAAAUAUCAUAGAGUGAAAUUAUGAAGUAAAGGCAAAUAAUGUCUUUGAGCAACUUACCAGAUAUUAAAAGUAUUGAAAAUUUUGAUAAAGAUGAAGAAGAUGAAGAAUAAGAGAAUAGAAAGGAAAUAAAGUCAUAGUUUUAAUUUAAAGAUGAUCAUAGCACAUCUUCACCUUUAUUAAAUAAAUUUAGAAAAGCUAACUUUAAACUGUCAUUCAUUAGGAUGUCUAAAAAAGAAAAUAUAGAAACUAUGUUAGAUAAAAAUGCAAAAAGACAUUCUAAGUUAUUGACAGAAGACAACUAGGCUAAACCUCCUCCUUUAAAAAAUAAAAUAAGCAAAAAAGCCUCAUAAAUAAUUGUUUAGUAGUAACCCAAGUAACCAGAACCUGAGUAUAGUGCUUAGGAUUUCUCUACAACGAAUAGUUUCUCUUCUGCUAAACUCAAGACAAUUUAUCCAGACACGAAUGUUUUACUAGUGAAUUCUGAAAUAGAACAUCUUUCCAAAGAUAGAGAGUAUUUCUCUGAAAAGAUUAUUUAGAAAGAAAUGUAUGCAGUUCCAGGUAGUCAAAUUUGUUUUGGGUUACUCUAGGAAGCUUUCAAUUUUAACGAAAAUAAGCAGUUAUAUGAAAAAGUUCAAAUUAAUUUAAUGACAGAAACAAAGAAGAAUUUAAUAUUUAAAAUAUUUUUUGAUCCAGAUGGAAAGACGUUCCAAAAGCUAAUUAUGAAUUAUCUAAUUAAAAUGAGAGUUUUAAGUAAACUAAAAGAUACUCACAACAGCGCUCUUGAAACAGGCAAAAUAAUUAAUUUAAUCCUUUCAAAAAUAAAUGAAUUCCCUUAAUAUGGUGAUUUCAUGAAAAAGAUUCAUGAAAUUUGCAAAGAAGUAUUUGAUUUUGCAUGUAAAACUCUCAUUUACAUGCAUAAUGCAAAAAGAGAUAAUUUUUAUCUAUAAAAUUUUAAAAUUGUAAAUCCUUUGGGUUCAUGUAAGCUGGUUUUAUUUGAAACUAUUUGUCUUAUCAUGAAAAAUGACAUUCCAUACUAAUGUGAAUUAUUUAACAAAAUGUCAGACACUACAUGGCACAUUAUUACCAUAUAAUUCUUUAACCAUCCAACUAAUACUUUCUAUUCAAAGCAAUUUUAUAAUUUAAUGUUGAUCGUGCUCUAGUUUGGCUAAGAGAACAUCUUAAGAAAUAUUUUAUUCAAACUCAGCUGUAUUUCUUCUUUAAAUAAUGCCUAUGAUAAUAUAGUUAGAAACUCUGUUAUUAUGUAUCAAUAUCAUAUAGAUACUUUUCUUCUGUACAUUAAAAAAAUUGUAGAAGGCAUUAAUACAUAUACUGAGUAAUAAAAAUUUAAAGCUGUCAAAUAAUUCCUUUUAUCUAGUGCCAGCUGGAAUUUCCUAAGAUAAGAAAUAAUCCCUCCGACUUCAAUGGUAAUGCCAAGUUAAUCAUAGUUUGCCAAUUCACCUAAAAAAAUAAAAAACUAAAAGAUAAGUAGUAGUUAGACUCAUUUAACACUUGAUAAAUCAAUACUAGUUAAUAGCAUAAGUGAGCGUUAAAUUACCUAAAGCAAAGAAAAAAUAUUAGAGAUUAGUGAAACUAGAUCUAAACUUUAAAGUAUAACGAAUAACGCUUCCAGCUCUUCUAAAUAAAAAAUUUAAUUACCUCCAAUUCUUUCUGCUUCCUAGGUUAUUUCUCAUUCCAAAAACGCUUCUUAAUUAUCUUAAACUCUUUCCACAAAAGCAGAAUCUAAAAAAGGAUAAACUAUGAAUAGCACGAGUAAAAUAGGUUCUUUAACGAGUCUAUAAUCAGAUCCUUUAAAAUUUAAACACAGCAAUAAUAGUUAAACUAUAUUUUCAGCUGGAAAUUUAGAUACUUAUAAGGAUAAAAAACUAUCACUUAAUAAUUUAAAUUCAAAAAAAAAAUUAUGA